CCUGUGGCUAGUAGCAGUAUUGGCAGCUGCUGGAAAGAUGGGCAGUUUUACAGCAGGAUUGGUAUUGGUAGGAGUAAUCUGGAUCUGCAGCUUGCAGUGUGUGAUUGGUGUUGUGCAGGAUUAUUGGGAUGAUGCAUCACGUCUGCAGUGUGGACCCAGACACAUGAAUUUUACCCUUCCCUCUGUGUUGGAGGAUGCAGUUUUUGUCUUGUCAGUUAUUGAUGCUGCUGGAAAGUCUCAUUAUCUCCACACCAAUCCUGCUUGUGGGACGUGGGUUGGACAGAAAGCAGAUGGCUCGAUGGUGGUUGGUGCAGCCUAUGAUGGGUGUUAUACAAGAGAGGAGGAUGGCGACUAUGUGAUGACUAUCAGCCUGGAAGAAGUUGCUCGUGAUGGAAAAGCUCAUUACCACAAGAAGGACCUGAAGUGCCCUAUUCUCUCAGCUAUGGAUGCCCCCAGCCCAAGUGUCUGCUCUUCUGUCCAGCAAUCGGACCGGUUGCCAUGUGCUAAUGCCUCUGUAUCCCAGGCUGUCUGUGAAGGAAUCGGAUGCUGCUUUUCCCCAAGUGUCUCUGGAUUUCCCUGUUACUAUGGAGACCCAUUGACUGCACAGUGUACAGAUGAUUACAACAUGGUGGUUGCCAUAUCCACUGACCUGACCAAUCCAUCCUUAAUCAUGAAUUCCAUCAAUGUGUUUGGCCUGGACUCUACCUCCUGCCCUGCUCUGAGUGUUUCUCAGUCUACGUCAUUUAAGGAGUUCCAGUUUCCUCUGUCCUGUGGUGGUGCCCAACAGUUCAGUGACCAAACUAUCAUAUAUGAAUAUACCUUUGUGGCAACAAAAGAUGUUCAGACAUGGCAGACAUCAUCCAUCACAAGGGACAGUACAAUGAAGCUGACUGUCCGCUGCAUCUACUCCCUGACUGGGGUUGUCCCGUUGCAAGUUGAGGUGAUUACCCUGCCUCCACCCCUUCCUGUGUCCACCUCAGGACCUCUGCUCCUGGAGAUGAGGAUAGCGCAAGAUGGGCAGUACAGUUCCUAUUAUGCUGAUGGGGACUUUCCUGUAGUCAAAGUGCUCAGAGAUCCAGUCUUCCUGGAGGUUAGAAUUCUACAGAGAACUGAUCCAAACCUGGUUCUGGUCUUAAACAACUGUUGGGCCACCCAGUCACUCCUGCCUACUGACAGUACACAAUGGCCAGUCUUGUUCAAUGGAUGCCCUUUUGUUGGAGACAACUACCUUACUCAGCUGGUGGCUGUUGGAGCUGCCUCCCAGAACAUACCUUUCCCAACCUACUACCAGCGCUUUGCCAUCAGCACCUUCACAUUUGUGGAUCAGAGCACCCAGAUGGCUCUCAAUGGACUGGUUUACUUUCAUUGCAGCGCCUCAGUGUGUGUCCGAUCUGCUACAGAUUCGUGUGUAGUGAAUUGUGUUUCUAGGAGAAAGAGGAUGGCUGAUUCAGAGACUCCUGAAGAGACCUUGACAACUGUCACUUCCAGUGGACCAGUUCUAUUUAAUGCUGAUGAGAUGGAAAGGAGCCAGGACUUCAGCAGAGAACAAGUUGCGCUUGGUUCCAGUUCAGUCCUGACUUGGCUAAGAGGAGCUGCCGCAGUGGGUGUGAUCCUUGCAGUUACAGUUGUGGCUGUUCUUCUGUAUAGAAGACAACAUGGAGAUGUGAUGUCUGCUGUAUAUGCUUGAUUAAAAUUAACUUUAAGUCUUA
Pseudophryne corroboree (corroboree frog) is the source of this 1709-nucleotide messenger RNA. Its product is annotated as zona pellucida sperm-binding protein 4-like. The record is from RefSeq and is a predicted model, not a curated record. Gene Ontology annotation, molecular function: acrosin binding; structural constituent of egg coat. The transcript is spliced from 12 exons. Gene Ontology annotation, biological process: binding of sperm to zona pellucida; prevention of polyspermy. Gene Ontology annotation, cellular component: egg coat. Bases 38 to 1687 code for a protein of 549 amino acids. Lineage: Eukaryota; Metazoa; Chordata; Amphibia; Anura; Myobatrachidae.